This is a messenger RNA of Stylonychia lemnae, 2136 nucleotides long. The record is from the annotation of a GenBank genome assembly. NCBI's taxonomy places the organism in Eukaryota, Ciliophora, Spirotrichea, Sporadotrichida, Oxytrichidae.
AUGAACAUAUCUCCCAACCUCUCACUAUCUGAUAAUUCUCAAAUAUCCUAGCAAAGGUCAUUUCAUGAGUAAAUGAAUAAUGAUGCAGAUUCCAAGGAUUCUAAUACUACAGAUCUCUUGAAGGAAUUCGAAGCUCUUAACAAGAACUAUAAUCAAGCUGAUUAGCAGCAGAACUUCUAAAAUCCUCAAACAAGAUCAUCAUAGGUCUAGCAAUAAUAGCAACCUAUAAAUUACUAGUAGUAAGCUGCUUGGAUUGAUGGGUAAUUUGAUUAGCUGACAGUUCAGAAAAUGACAUUAAGAGCUAAAAUAUUUAGUCCAGAUUUGAUUGAAAGCAUCGAGGAGGAUUAAAGUGACGAAGAAGCGAAUGAAUAAUUAAUGCAUAAGAGAGGCCAAGGAAGCCAUAGUACUUAAAAAUCAAAUAUCAAUAUUCACGAAGAGAGAAAAGUACUAUUAAGAAAUUUUGAUGAGGAGAUUCUGGAUGAUGCCUACAAGAAAGAGCUUAGAUAAUUUUUUGGCCAGACUUCAGAAUAAUCCCCUAACAAAUUAAGAUAGAAACGAUAAAACUCAAGUAAUUUUCUUGGUUCAUCGAGUAUACUUGGGCACCCUCAGUGCACACCAUUUAGUUCAAUAAUUGAAGACUUAAAUGAGAUAGUUUCAAAUAAUAACUUAAGUGUAUCACAAUUUGAAAAUCUCUCCCCUGAUCAGUAGCAAAACAUUAUUCUAGCAAAUUAAAAAGACAAAUUAGAGAGAUUACAGAAGCCUGGUAUUAAAUCUUGGCUUCAUGAUAAAUAUUAGACCUAGAUAUACAAGAAAAACUUGCAUGAAUUCGAUCUAUUUUUAGUUUAGAAUAUAAGGGCUCACUCUGACAGCGUUUGGGUAGCUAAAUUCAGUCCAGAUGGGUUAUAUCUUGCAACUGGAGGAAAAGAUGCAGUACUCAAAAUUUGGUAGGUGAAUUAAGUUCCUUCUGAAUUAAAGUUUUCUAAUGAAAAUCCUAAAGAGUUUACAAAGUAGAUUGGAGAUUGCUACAGAUUAUUUGAUGAUAAACCAUUUAGAGAAUUUAGAGAGCAUGAAUAUGACAUCUUAGAUAUUGCCUGGUGUAAAAAUAAAGCUAAUCUGCUCUUGACAUGCAGCUUUGAUUGUAAGGUGAUAUUAUGGGAUCUAUAGAAAGAAAGGCACAUUGAGAUAUUUGAGCACUAAGACGUUCCAACUAAGGUAGCUUUCAAUCCAGAUCUUGAUAAUCUUUUUGUAACAGGGUCUCUCGAUAAGACUCUCAGAUUAUGGAAUAUUGACUAAAAAUUGAAGCCAUUAGAUACAUAGCAGACUUAAGAUCACAUCACAGCAUUAUGCUUCUCAAACGAAGGAGAAAGGCUAGUUGCUGGACUUGCAACUGGCUAAUGUGUAAUAUACUCCUGUGAUCUACUUGGAAGAAUAAAUUACAUCACUAGAAUAGACUGUAAGAAUAGAAGAGGUAAAUUUUCAGCUGGGCGUAAGAUCUCUGGUGUAUAGUUUUUGAGUAAGAAUGAAAUACUUAUUGCAACAAAUGAUUCGAGACUAAGAUUAUUUAAUCUCGAAGAUUGCAUCCAGAAGUAUAAAUACAAAGGUCAUAAAAAUGAGAAUCUUCAGAUUGAGCCAUCAUUAUCAGAAAAUUAAGAACAUAUUAUGAUGGGAAGUGAAGAUGGAUAUAUCUAUAUUUGGAACAGAGUUAAUGAUCAUAUUCCAGUUAUCAAUGCUCGUAUAACCUAAAAUGUCAUUAAAAACAACAGGGUAAAAUCAUUUGAAAGUUUCUUACCCUUUGACGACAUAAAAAUACUUGCUCCUACUACAGUUUUCGCACCUAAUGAAACAUUGAAGAUCUAAUAAGCAAAACAUCAAAAGAUUCAAUAAGCGAAUCUGAGUAGUUCAAUCAAAGCUAUAAUAGUAGCUUGUAGUACAGAUGGAAGAUUAAGAGUUUUUAUUGAUGAAAAAUUAGAUGGUCAAAUCAAAGAAGAGGACUAAGAGGAAGAUCUUUAAGAUUAUCAAAGCCGCGAGGGUUCUCCAAUUAUAAGUUAAGAUGAUUCCGACUCUGACGACUCUAAGUCAUCACCAGAGACAAACCAGAAUAAAAACAUUAAGAAACUGGAUAUAAAUAAACUGUGA